Messenger RNA from Aspergillus ibericus CBS 121593, 1773 nucleotides. RefSeq lists its product as uncharacterized. The record is from RefSeq and is a predicted model, not a curated record. The transcript is spliced from 4 exons. Lineage: Eukaryota; Fungi; Ascomycota; Eurotiomycetes; Eurotiales; Aspergillaceae. The coding region runs from base 367 to 1773 and encodes 468 amino acids.
CUCCAUCUCCAUCUCCACAUCGAGUGUCCGAAGCCAUAGUUCACAUCCAGGACCUCCCCCCCUGAGCUGCUGCUCCACAUCUUCUCCUACGUCGCCGACUACGACCUCCCCGAGCCGACCAAGGACAAGGACAAGGACAAGAAGAAAACCACCGACUAGGCCAAACAGGAUCCCCCCCACAACCACAAUGACAGUGAGGACGAUGACGAGGAUGACGACGACGACGAGGAAGACGAGGGGGACGACAAAUUUCUAGAUGAACGCUCUUUUGACUUGGCCAGGUUGUGUCGGGUCUCCCGCCUGUUCCGGGAACUCGCCCAGCCGCUGCUGUUCGAGGACUUCGACAACUUCGGUCUGCCUGGGGACAUGUCUCGCCUCGUCGCCUUUACCCGGGCCCUAAUCCUCCGGCCGAGCCUGGCUGACCAUGUCCACGAUGUCACCGCCCAACCCUCCGACGGCCACAUGUUCCUCCAGGCCCCGCCCACCGUCUCCCCCGAAGACCGGGAGCUCUUUGCCCGCACCAUCCGUGACCUCCACGUGGGUGACGAGGAGAACAAGUGGAUAGCGGCCAUGGAGAAGAUGGACUAUACUGUCUUAGUGACCUUGCUGAUCAGCCGGACCCCGAACCUGCGCCGCCUGGACCUUUGCGGCGGCCAGUUCUUCAUGACGCCCCUCCGCCACGUCUUGGAUCGGAAACCCGACCGUCUUGUCCAACCUGGAGGACCUGUGCUUGGACGGGACGACUUCUUUGCGGGCUAUCCGCUCCCGUGCUGCGAAAAAUUGAUCGUCCGGCCCCGCCUGAGAUCGCUGACGGUCGAAUUCUGCCAGCUCAACGGUGCCCAGUUUCCCGCCGCCUGGGCCCCGCAGACCUUGGCUCUCGAGUGGAUUGACCUCAACGUGUGCCAUCUGGACGCCCCCGGCCUGAACAAGCUGCCCCGGGCCUGCCGCCAGGUGAAGUCGUUUAGUUACACCCGUUUCUCCGUCGAUCCCUCGGAGCAGCCCGACAUCACCCCCACUACCCGCGAGUUCACUGCCGCCGAGUGGCACAAAGCCCUCCUCCCCCACAAAGACACCCUCGCUUCGCUGGCGCUGGCCUUUACGCGGGACCCCUGGGAACGGGAGCACAUCCAGGAAUAUGUGGACCGCCAGGCCAAGAUCGGCUCGCUCCGCGACUUCCCUGUGCUCACCUGCCUCACCAUUCAGCAGGCCCUGCUGCCCCCCCGGCCAGAAUUCCCUCCCACUCUCGAGCUGCUGGGGCGCCUUCCCGCCCUCAAGCGCGUCCGGAUGCUCGCCGUGGACAUCACCGACCCCAUCAAGCUUCCCGGGCAGCAGAUUCCCCCGGGGAAAACCCCGCAGCAAUGCUUCCUCAGUAUUCGCGAGUUUUUCAAGGACACCCCGGUCGAGUUUGACAUCUUCCCUUACCCCAAUUGUCGUCAGCACAUGAUCGGCGACUCCGAGGACGACGAGGACUUGGACGACGAAUCCUAUAUGGAGGUUGAGGACGAGUACGGCUACCCCCCGCUGGAGCUCUUGGCUGGGCCCGCGCCCAUUCCCCGGGAGCUGUUUGGAGCGAUGCUGAUGCAGGCGAUGCAUGAGCAAGCCAUGGUGGGGCGGGUGAAGCCAGUGACCACUCCUGGGUCACUGAUGAUGACGACUAAGAUGACGACGAUGAUUGAGAACGAGGGUGUGGAGCAUGAUGACGAUCAGGAAAAUAAAAAUUGGCACAUGAUUUUCACUUUCGGGGGAUCCAUGUACACUGCUACUGCUAUCUAA